Molecule: messenger RNA, 2128 nt
Organism: Closterium sp. Naga37s-1
Lineage: Eukaryota; Viridiplantae; Streptophyta; Zygnematophyceae; Desmidiales; Closteriaceae
Source: the annotation of a GenBank genome assembly
AAUCCUUUCUGGCAAUCAGCUCACUGGCACAAUUCCCACCGCAAUCAGCAACCUUAGGAACCUAAUUUCCCUCGAUCUCUCUCGCAACUACCUCACAGGUCCCCUUGUAAAUCUUUCGGGCACCAAAGCAGACCUCUCCAGCAACUACCUGUCGGGUGUGAUGCGAGGGUCUGAAGCCAACUGCAGCAUACACAGCAUCGUAGCCAACUGCUUCACACAAGAAAAGGCCUGUGGUCAACUACAGCGGCCACCAGCGCAGUGUCUGGCUUUCUGUGGCGUCUCUCCAACCACUGCUGCCUGUGGUGGUCGUGGCGUGUGCUACCCAGACGGGCCCAGUUUGGUUCCAACGUGCCUGUGUGGUGCACGGUUCAAGCAGUUUGGAUUACUUCGCUGUGUCCCAUUCACAGGAGCCACCUCAAGGGGAAUUCUCCCACCAUUCACGGUUCUCACCAAGGGAACACAGCAGGAAACAGUGGGGAAGUUUGCAGGAAAGCCUGUGACCCUAUUCAUCUACCCGCCUGGUGUGACCUCAAGAUGUGGCUUGGAGUUGGCAUUCACUGUCAACUUCACCUUUGCUCUCAAGCGCCACUCUGGUCGCGCGGGGCCCAGCGGCUUUGCGUUUGUGAUUGCCGCAACGGCCAAGGCAGGGAAACCAGGAGGUGUGGGGUACAGCGGGAUGGGAGCUCGGAGCAUAGCCGUUACAUUUGACAUCAAAGAGAGUCACCAGCGCGUGGGGCUGAACAUGAAUGGUAAAGGGGAACCUGUGGUGUCGAAGGUUUCACCAUUCAUGUUCACGGAUGGCGAUGCAUACACAGCGUGGGUGGAUUAUGAGCCUGGGGAUCCGGGCACCUUUCGAGUCUUCUUGGCGAGCUCGAACGAAAAGCCAGAGGAGCCGCUGCUGCUGCAGAAGGGUGUGUCGCUGUGUGCUGUGCUGCAGCCGCGGGUGAAGCAGCAGCGUGCCGCGUUCUCGUUUGGGUUUACGGCGUCUACUGCUUUCCAGCUGCAUGGCAUUCUCUUCUCCGCUGUGCAAACAGGCAAGGCUAUUCUGGGCAGGUGGGAUGACGCUGACUGCCUUGAUGAUAAAAUUCGGGGCGCCCCUUCAUCCAAGGUCGUUCAGACCAAGGAGCAAGCCCUCGGCUUCUCAUUGUCAGAGGCCACAUUUGCACCAUCUCGAGCCAGUCCCUUUUCGCGCUAUGUGAGUGCUGACUUCAAGCUGUCGGCCACCAGAGCGGACUCGUGGAGCAUUCGUGACUUCCACACGUGGGACAAUGUGCCCUUCCUCAACUGGCCUGUCAAGAACCAAAACGACUGCAAUGCGUGCUGGGCGUAUGCGGUGGUGGCGAGUGUGGAGGCGGCAUACGGCAUUGCAAAGCAGCAGAGCGCUCCUUGGCUGUCAGUGGAGGGUCUCUUUGCGCUCAUGGGUCUCACUGAUUCAGACAAGUGCUCUGCUGGCGGCUCCCCCACCCAGGCUUUUGAGACGCUCACAGCUCUCGAUGCCGCCAGUGGUCUCACAGGGGACAGUGACCUGGCAACAACAUAUCCGGUGCAGGCGUUUGAACGAGCGCGGUUUAAGGGGUAUGUGGGGCUCAUGCUGGCCGUGCAGCAGCAGCCAGUGGUGGUUCACAUUGAGGCAUCUCCAACCUUCAUGCUGUAUGAUGGGACAUUCAAGUACCAGGAUCCUGGUUGCUACACGGGCAAUCUCAACCACGUUGUACUCGUUAUUGGCUACUUCAUCACAAGAAACGAUGGCAGCCAGAACCGCAUUGCUCCUCCGUUUUGGAUCAUCCGCAACUCGUGGGGAGAGGAGUGGGGCAAGAGAGGCCACAUGCGCAUGGACAUUCAGGGAGGGGAUGGCGUGUGUGGCAUUAACGUGCUGCCUGGCAUCUACCCCAUCGUCAAGAUUCCAGGCGACCCCUGCGGCCAGAGCAGCUACAAGGGCGAUGGGGAUUCGCAGCCGAGCAUGAACCCGUGUGGUCGCUUCCAGUGCCAGGGGACGACAGACACCACCAACAACUGCUCCUGCAAUAUUCCGACCGCUCCUGUGCAGCCCUUUGUGGAGGCUGAGAAGGGAUACGGUUCCAACACAUGUGCUUAUGGUGAGUUCUGUGGCAAUUUAACAGGUGAGUAG